AUGGACGAUAGAGGAGGCUCAUUUGUCGCUGUUCGGAGGAUUUCUCAAGGUCUCGACCGUGGCAACACCUGCCAUUCAACUUCUGCUGAGGUUGUGGCAGGAUCAGCAGCGUGGCUUGGCCGAGGUCUUUCUUGUGUCUGUGCACAGAGAAGAGAGAGUGAUGCUCGUCCUUCCUUUGAUUUAACCCCUGUCCAGGAGGAAUGCCUGCUGAGACUACAGAGCCGGAUAGAUGUUCCCUAUGACAGUUUAGUCCCUGAGCAUCAGGAAGCUUUGAGGGCCUUGUGGAAUGCUGCCUUUCCUGAAGAAGAACUUCGUGGUUUAAUAUCUGAGCAAUGGAAGGAAAUGGGUUGGCAAGGGAAGGAUCCAUCAACAGAUUUUAGGGGUGGUGGUUUUAUAUCAUUGGAGAAUUUGUUGUUCUUUGCUAGGAAUUUCCCGAAAUCUUUCCAGGAUCUUCUUCGAAAGCAAGAAGGUGAUAGGUCCGUGUGGGAAUACCCAUUUGCCGUUGCUGGUGUGAAUAUAACAUUCAUGCUUAUUCAGAUGCUUGAUCUUGAAGCCGUCAAACCACGAACAUUGGUGGGAGCUACUUUCUUGAAGUUUCUUGCAGAAAAUGAAUCAGCGUUUGACCUUAUAUAUUGCAUCACAUUCAAGCUAAUGGACCAUCAAUGGCUUUCUAUGCGUGCAUCAUAUAUGGAUUUCAAUACGGUGAUGAAAUCCACACGCCGGCAGUUGGAAAAAGAGCUUCUGUUUGAAGACAUAACACGGCUGGAAGACUUGCCUUCUUAUGGCCUUCUUUCCCGAUAG
Molecule: messenger RNA, 801 nt
Organism: Prunus armeniaca (apricot)
Lineage: Eukaryota; Viridiplantae; Streptophyta; Magnoliopsida; Rosales; Rosaceae
Source: the annotation of a GenBank genome assembly